CGCCCAUUCAGCGGGACUGUCGCGGCAUUUUAAACAUCCUUAUACCUAGCUGCAUUGAGCAAAGCUCAUUUACACCGUAACCCCCGUAUACGCAGUGACCAAAUAUGAUCGAUAUGAUCGAGAAGGAGGACCCGGUCAUCAGCGAGGAGGAGGCGGCGCAGUACGACCGGCAGAUCCGCCUGUGGGGGCUGGAUGCCCAGAAGAGACUGCGUGGGUCCCGUGUGCUCCUGGCAGGAUUAGGUGGUCUGGGGGCCGAAGUGGCCAAGAAUUUAAUCCUGGCUGGAGUUAAAGGACUCACUUUGCUGGACCAUGAACAGGUGUCAGAGGAGUCAUGUCGAGCUCAGUUCCUAGUCCCGGUGACGGCUCAGGGUCAGAACCGGGCCCAGGCCUCUCUGGAGCGGGGACAGAACCUCAACCCAAUGGUACAGGUCCACGCAGACCAAGACAGGAUUCAAGACAAACCAGAUAACUUCUUCCUGCAGUUCGAUGCGGUGUGUCUGACAGGCUGCUCCAGAGACCUGAUGGUGAGAGUGGACCAGCUCUGUUCCAAGCACAACAUCAAGGUCUUCUGUGGGGACGUCUACGGUUACUAUGGUUACAUGUUCUGCAACCUGGGAAAGGAACACAACUACGUCGAGGAGAAACCAAAACUGGUUAAACCGAGUUCUAGCGAUGGUCCAGAGGCCAAGAAAGCAAAAGUGGACCCCAACGAGACCACCAUGGUGAAAAAGACGGCCUCUUACUGCACCCUGAAGGAGGCUCUGGAGGUGGACUGGACCACGGAGAAGGCCAAAGCCGGGAUGAAGAAGACCCCAGUGGACUACUUCCUGCUUCAAGUUCUGCUGAAGUUCCAGACAGACAAAGGUCGUGACCCCGACCCCCUGUCCUACCCAGAGGACAGCCAGCUGCUGAGACAGAUCAGAGAGGACGUGCUGGAGGCGCUGGCCGUGAGGAGUGACCUGCUGAACGAUGACUUCAUCAGCUACUGCUUCUCUGAGAUGUCUCCAGUGUGCGCUGUGGUGGGGGGGGUUCUGGGACAGGAAGUUGUCAAGGCCCUCUCCCAAAGAGACGCUCCUCACAGGAACUUCUUCUUCUUUGAUGGUCGUAAAGGGAACGGCAUGGUGGACUACUUUGGACCAAACUAAGCAGAUUUGAUUCCCCUACUUUGUUCCCUUUGAUAAAUGAUGUUGGUUUUUCCUCCACUCGUCAUAAAGUUGUUGAUUGUUUCCUUUUUUGGCAUUUUGUCUCAAGUACAAAGUGAUGUUGUUUUUUACAUUUGCUAAUAAAACCUUGUUGAUGAAA
Molecule: messenger RNA, 1302 nt
Organism: Trematomus bernacchii (emerald rockcod)
Lineage: Eukaryota; Metazoa; Chordata; Actinopteri; Perciformes; Nototheniidae
Gene: sae1
Product: SUMO1 activating enzyme subunit 1
Exons: 9
Coding region: 105-1145 (346 amino acids)
Biological process (GO): protein sumoylation
Cellular component (GO): cytoplasm; SUMO activating enzyme complex
Molecular function (GO): SUMO activating enzyme activity
Source: RefSeq, a predicted model, not a curated record